Messenger RNA from Funneliformis mosseae, 801 nucleotides. The record is from the annotation of a GenBank genome assembly. NCBI's taxonomy places the organism in Eukaryota, Fungi, Glomeromycota, Glomeromycetes, Glomerales, Glomeraceae.
AUGGAGAAUAUUGACAUUAAUCCCAAAGUUUCUUCAGACUUUAUUUCGUCUGAUAUUGGACAAAAAAUUUUUAUGAUGCUCAGUAGUCCAAAUCAUAAAAACCUUGUCCAUGUUCAAAGAAGUAUAGAACCAAUUGUAAAAGUUAAUAACAAACCUCCUUCGAGUGUUAGUUCUAAUAUCACUUCUAUGCGAAAAACAAUUCCCAAGGUACCUAGAACAGGGAAUAACGUUAUAAAUAAACAAGCUCCUACGUCGAGUAAUCGCUCAACACAUAUUCAAAAUUUUACCCAUCGUGACGAGCAACGCUUUUCUAGAAUAAAUCAGCAACGUCAACGGCAACAAAAUAAAUUGCAUAAGAAGCGAAUUAAUGAUCAGAGACAACUUGCUGCGGCUUCUCGAAAUUCUAGAGAUGAAGAUUAUUCGGACGAUGGUUUCGAUUUGAAACAAGCUGAUUUAAGAUUACUAAGGCUUGUAAAGAGAGAGCUUCUUAAUUACAUUGAAGAAAUUCCAUCAAAGAAAUUAAAGAGUGGUGAACUCACAGCGACAGAGAUCAGACCUUAUAUUAGAGAAAUUCACUUUCCUAGAUUCAAAAAGUAUUUGCUUAAUAAGGGAAUACGAGCUCCUAGUGAAAUGAUACUUAGGUGUAUUAAAGACCUUCAUAUUUCUCGUCGUGACGUGUGGCUCAAGAAACAAAGGAAGUUACGUGAAGAACGUUCCCAAGAACAACUUGAUGGCGCAGAGGCUCUGCCACCUAGGACAGACGGCUACGUAGCAUUUAAAUCAAAAAUGAUUCGUGAAUAA